AUGCCGGAUGCAGAUUCGGCGCCGCCCGAGGCAGAGGAUCCCACGAGCACAAAACACGACAAGGAGGAGGAGACCCAACAAUCUCCAGCUCCUGCGCCUUCUAGCGAUACUGGCCUGUCUUCUGUGCCACCAACUGAUUCAGAACCUAAGGAGUCCGAGUCUGAGACCAUUGUUGUAUCCUCGAAUCCAGCACUUGCUCCUGACGAUACAGCCUCCAAUGGCAUUAAUCCAGCGCAACCUCCAGCUCAAGCAGCCGAUCUUUCAAGCCACUCGGCGAGCAACGUGCCUCAAGCGGAAGUCACUACCGGAGCGGAGUCAACGUCAGCUGUUCCGGAGUCGACAAUGAACAUGGCCACACCUAGUCAAUUUGCGAUUCCUGCAGCUCCUGCCAGCGGAAGUGCUAGUAGCACGCCAAGAGGACGCGGGGGCACUCGGGGGAGGCCGAGAACAAAGUUCCCGGUGAACGGAGGCUCGCAGCAUGGCGCCAGCCCUAAUGCCACGACCGAGAAUGGCACACCUGUGUCUGGACGAGGACGCGGGAGGGGAAGGGGAGGCGGGCGACCACGUGGGAGCGGACGUGGAAGAGGUGCUACCAGAGGUGCGGCUAGAGGCGGAAAGCGUAAGAGAGGUGACGACGACGACGACGACGACGAUGAUGAUGACGAAGAUGAUGAAGCAGGCGGCGGAGCCUCUGAUUCUAGUAUCGAAAUCACACCUGUGGCUACGGCGACCAGGUCGGGACGUUCAGUACAGAAACCGACUACCUUUGUACCACCUCCACCUUCACCUACAACGAAUAAGCGAAAACGUCCGUACAAUCACCGCAAUCCCCAAGCCGCAGUCUGCAAAUUAUGUUUGCGUGGUACUAGUCCUGCCAGCAAUCCUGUUGUUUUCUGUGAUGGGUGCAAUGCGCCAUAUCAUAGGUGGUGUCACAAACCUCCGAUCGAGCAAGUCGUGAUUGACAAAGAGGAUGCGGAGUGGUACUGCAAAAUUUGUGCAGAUACUAAAGUCGUUAAAGUCGUUCCUCCACCAGUUACUGAAGUUGCAAGUUUUGUUAGCGUCAGCGGUGCCAGUGAAGAAGAGAGGCGGAGGUAUUUUGCUGGUCUAACCCAGGGAAUGUUAGUGACGCUGCUGGUCAAAGCGACGACUUUCAGACCGGAUUUACCUGUCUUCGAUUCGAAAUUCAAGGACCAACUGCUAGCCACGGGAAAUGCGAAUGGCAACAGCAAUGGAUCAAUGUCUGCUCAGCCCGGAAGCAAGGGUAAGGAACCAGCAGGCCUCAACAGACAGUCCGACACCUCCUUAAGCAGAGAGAACAGCACUGCUGCCCCUCCUGGACCAAAUGGUCAUGACCCGCCUCCGGACGAUGCUGGAUACACCUCCGAUGUACAUCCAGAGAAUUAUCCUCGGCCAGGCCAAGGACUGAUGUCCACGCUGCCACCGGAGACGGAAGAUCUAGAAUGGCUUGUCGAUGACAGUGAAUCCACGUUUACGCAUCUAUAUCAUGAGCCUCCAAAAGCUCGUGCUGCAGUACAUAGCGGCGAUGGAUUAGUGUGAUCUCAAGUCCAGCCGCAAAGAGCCAAACAAGUGGUGUCAUGAUAUAUUUUAUCAUGAUCUGACGAGGCAAUGGAGUGCCAUGAGCGAGGAUCCUUCGACAGUCUCUCACGCUCGCACACGCGAGUCUUGCCUCGACCGCAUCUAUCAACGAGGUGGAGGGCUCCGCAGUCUACUCGGAAGACUGUGAACACCUCAACGUCCUCGCUUUACGUGCCGCCCAGCUCGUGGAUCAGAGGAGAGUUUGCCUUGCACCAUGGUGGUAAAUACCGCAAUAGGUGCCAAGCACGUAUGCGUCUGCACAACAACCAGUGCAAGACUGCAUGCAUGCAAUGGAGGGAGUUCAGAACCUGCGAUGAGGUAGUUCGGCUGAUAGCGCGCGGCCUCUCUCUCUCAGCUGGUCUUCUAUUACGAUUAAGUCACUAAGUGUUCGAUAUUUUAAAAUCUGUGUAAUGUUAAACAAGCUGAAAGUGUACAACAAG
This is a messenger RNA of Sphaerulina musiva SO2202, 2036 nucleotides long. RefSeq lists its product as uncharacterized. Gene Ontology annotation, cellular component: nucleus. Lineage: Eukaryota; Fungi; Ascomycota; Dothideomycetes; Mycosphaerellales; Mycosphaerellaceae. The coding region runs from base 1 to 1557 and encodes 518 amino acids. Gene Ontology annotation, molecular function: chromatin binding; DNA binding. Gene Ontology annotation, biological process: regulation of DNA-templated transcription; chromatin organization. The transcript has a single exon. The record is from RefSeq and is a predicted model, not a curated record.